CUCAGUCUCAGCAGUGUUCAGUCGAGCAGCAGCGGAAGUGGAAAACUUGCAGUAGAAACACACAAACUGAACUCAGCACCUCCUGCGAUGCUCCUGGAUGCUCCUCCGUUUUUAAACCUUCUCUUCCCUCCUUUUCUUCUUCUUCCUCUUCUUCUUCUCCUCCUCUUCUUCCCUCUGCCGUCUCGGGGAAACGCGCGCUGUGGCUCUCCGAUGUGAGUUCGCCCGUGCGUAAUAGUCCGGCUCCGUGCGCGCCGUCAUGGCUUAUCCUCAGGGUUUCCUCUUCCAGCCGUCCGUGUCCCUGUCUCUGCACUCCUGCCCGUCCUUCAGCUCCGGGGUCAUCUUAGGACCGAGGACGGAGGAGCUCGGCCGCUCCUCUUCGGGCUCAGCCUUCGCUCCGUACUCGGGAUCAGCGACCUCUCCCGGCUUCAACUCCCACCUACCGUACGGCGGGGAGCCCCGGGCCGCCGCCACCCUCAGCUCGUUUGUGAGUCCCAGCUAUGAUCCGUCCUCAGGGAUCUCUGGCUCCUUAGACUACCACCCGUUUGGGCCCCUGGGGCCGUACCCAUACGGAGACCCCUCCUACAGGAAGAACGCCACGCGAGACGCCACGGCCACGCUGAAGGCCUGGCUCAAUGAGCACCGGAAAAACCCGUACCCCACCAAGGGGGAGAAGAUCAUGCUGGCCAUCAUCACCAAGAUGACCCUGACUCAGGUGUCCACCUGGUUCGCCAACGCCCGCCGGAGGCUGAAGAAGGAGAACAAGAUGACCUGGACCCCGAGGAACAGGAGCGAGGAUGAGGAGGAGGAGGACAACAUCGACCUGGAGAGGAAUGACGACGACGACGAGCCGAUGAAAGCCAACAGCGACGAGCCAGAGACGAAGAGCGACACUGCUUCUCGUCUUCCUGCCUCUGUGGGGACCUCGUGCGUGUUGGUGUACAGAGAGGACAGCGGCAGCAGCAGCGACACCGACCGGAGCUUCACUGAUCCCGACUUUAAAGACUCAGGGGACAGGAGGCUGCCCCUCAUUCCGCGCCCCACUUCCACAGGGGCCCCUCCCCACAACACACCACCGGGAACAGUCAGAGUGUCGGAGCCACAGCGAUCAUCGAGCCCACCGUCAAAGGAGCACGUUGACUCCUGCAACCCCAUCCAGGGGCCAAACCCAGCCCCUAAACCCAAACUGUGGUCGCUGGCUGAGAUCGCCACGUCUUCAGAUAAAAGUAAAGGAUGUAGUGACUCUUCACAAAGCGUAGGGGCUCCCACCCACCCCACAUCCACAUCCCGGACCCCAUUCUCACACAGCACUGCCCUGCCCCGACACCUCUACUACACCUCCCCCUUCAUUCCCGGAUACUCCAGCUACGGCCCUCUGGGGCCCCUGCAUGGUGGCCCUGCCUCACAUUUAAAUGGAUUACAGCAGACGAUGCUGCAGAGAGCAGAGGCCAUAGCCAGAGACUGCAAACUACGCAGUCAGAGCCAGCUGGACCUGCACGAACUCAAGAAGGGCAUGACGAACAUGUGACCUGAACCUUUAACACUUUAUUUACUGGGACCAGUAGACCUGGACCCUGGAAGCAGUAAACCUGGGACCAGUGACCCUGGGACGAGUGUUGGUGGAAUUCUCCCAUGAAAUGUCCUGGAUAUCAAAGAAAACUUUAUCGAACACAGACUGCCUCCUGCAGAGGCCUCUGACUUUUAUUUAGAAACACAAAUAUUCAAUUUUAGACGGUUUUUCUAUGUUGAUAAGAUGUAACCUUUGUAGUGCGUUUCUGCACAGAACAUGAAGUAUCAUUAAAAGCUAGUUUUAUUAAUACGGAUCUGACCACCUGCCAUUUGUCAAUGGAUGUUACACUCUUACUCACCUUAAAUUAACGACUCAGGAAAAAUAUGAUCAGAAGCUUUUAAUUAGAUCAACUGCAGCGUUUCAGGAGAAACUAGAUUUACCACCUUGCAGACGAAGUUACAGUUUACAUCCAUGUCUGUGAGAACACGGAUGCUUCACACACAUCUUCCUUCCAGUAGCGCAGAAGAUCUAUACAGUUAGCACAUUUUCAAGAUCAGUGUCACCAAUUCAGUAUCUGAUUGAAUAACGGCCUGAAAAGUGUUUUUGCAGAACAUUAUGAUGUCACAUUGAAGUUGACCUUUGACCUUUUGGAUAUAAAAUGUCAUUUCUUCAUCAUCUUGUCCAGUUAGACAUUUGUGUGAAAUUUUGUCAAAUGAAUUCUUGAGUUAUGGCCAAAAACACGUGGGGGUCACAGUGACCUUUGACCACCAAAUUUUAAUCAGCUCAUUGUUGAAUCCAGGUGGACGUUUGUGCCAAAUUUGAAGAAAUUUCCUCAAGGUAUUCUUGAGAUAUUGCUCUCACAAGACCGCGACAGACGUAAAAACACAAUGCCUCCAGCCACGGCGUAGAAAGAAGUUGAAGGAUAAACAUAUGCAAAAAUUCUACCUCCUUCUCUUCUUCAUAUAUCAUUCAGUAUGACUUCUCAUUAUCUCUGAUGUCCAUCCAGAAUAAAC
This is a messenger RNA of Epinephelus fuscoguttatus (brown-marbled grouper), 2520 nucleotides long. It is a transcript of the gene irx5b, whose product is annotated as iroquois homeobox 5b. The record is from RefSeq and is a predicted model, not a curated record. Gene Ontology annotation, cellular component: nucleus. Gene Ontology annotation, molecular function: RNA polymerase II cis-regulatory region sequence-specific DNA binding; DNA-binding transcription factor activity, RNA polymerase II-specific. NCBI's taxonomy places the organism in Eukaryota, Metazoa, Chordata, Actinopteri, Perciformes, Serranidae. Gene Ontology annotation, biological process: cell development; regulation of transcription by RNA polymerase II; neuron differentiation. The transcript has 3 exons. Bases 257 to 1525 code for a protein of 422 amino acids.